This is a messenger RNA of Cynara cardunculus var. scolymus (artichoke), 2034 nucleotides long. RefSeq names its product heat stress transcription factor A-4a-like. NCBI's taxonomy places the organism in Eukaryota, Viridiplantae, Streptophyta, Magnoliopsida, Asterales, Asteraceae. The transcript is spliced from 4 exons. Gene Ontology annotation, biological process: regulation of transcription by RNA polymerase II. Gene Ontology annotation, molecular function: RNA polymerase II cis-regulatory region sequence-specific DNA binding; DNA-binding transcription factor activity. Gene Ontology annotation, cellular component: nucleus. Bases 766 to 1902 code for a protein of 378 amino acids. The record is from RefSeq and is a predicted model, not a curated record.
CCAAAACAAGCUAGAACAUGAAUUGAAUUCAAACCCAUGUACAAGAUCGAGGAUGAUGAACAUCAUCACCCUGAUUGAUCCUACGAUUUACAACUUACGAUUCAGGUCAACGUCUUUUCUGUAAAUUUGAUCCCUUGAUUACGACAUUCAAAGAAGAUGAAAAGAACCAAAAAUUAAAGAAAGUUCAGCCCCUCCAUUAUUACCCGUGUCUUUCGAAUUUCCUUUUUUGUGUAUCUUCUCCGUUCUUUGCGCCCCACGUAAAACCCUAAAAACUACUGGUUUCCUUCAGGUAAUAUAUCGAACACCUGGAGAACAAUGAUUUACUUCUUGUUUUGGUAUCUGAUUGAUAUAACAAGGCAUAUGUACAAGUCUACUUUCAUGUCUUACAAUUUUGGAUGUGUGGGAGUGGGACGCUUUUGCUUUAAGUUUCAGGAAACGGGUUGCUGUUUAUAACGACUUUGAUGUUUCCUUUUGAUAAGUAAUUAUGACGUACUGAGCUGUUCUUAUCCUUGAUUUGUUUUCUUUAUGAUUUUUAUAGUUGUAUGCAGCCAACUAUUGCAACUGGCUUUUGCCUUCCUUUGGGGAACAAGGCUGGAGAUUCAGAUCAUACUUAUCGUUCUUCUUCGGGCUAGGUUGGGUUUCAGCCUCUUAGAUCAAAAGAGCAAUCGAUUUCGAACUUGAAAGUAUUCAUCUUGAUGUACUUAGGAAUUUUGGCGCUAGUUAAUAAUCUUGAGUUACUGGAUAUAUAUUUGUAUUCUAUUCAUAAUGAAUGAUGCUCAGACUAGCUCCAGUUCUCUGCCUCCAUUCAUCUCGAAGACGUAUGAGAUGGUGGAUGAUCCUUCCACAGAUUCUAUCGUCUCCUGGAGUCAGAGUAACAAGAGCUUCAUCGUUUGGAAUCCACCUGAAUUCUCAGGUGAAUUGCUACCAAGAUUCUUCAAGCAUAACAAUUUCUCCAGUUUUAUCAGACAACUUAAUACUUACGGUUUUCGAAAAAUCGAUCCUGAACUGUGGGAGUUUGCAAAUGAGGAUUUCAUCAGAGGCCAACCACACCUCUUGAAGAACAUUCAUAGAAGAAAGCCGGUUCACAGUCAUUCGAUUCAGAAUCUUUCAAGCAAUGGGGCUUAUUCGAAUUCAUCUUCUCCACUGACUGAAUCAGAGAAACUUAGAUACAGAGAAAAGAUCGAUGAGCUACAUUACGAGAAAGAAUUACUUUCAAUAGAGUUUCACAGGCACCAGCAAGAUCAAGAUCGAAUCAAAUUGGAAGCACGAGCCUUAACCGAUCGUUUGAAACACACUGGCAAAGUCCAAAAAGAUAUCCUCUGUUCCUUAGAUGAAAUCUUGCAGAAACCAGCUCUUGACUUAAAAUUCGAAACUCAAUUUGCAGAAACAAAUGAUAGAAAAAGGAGGGUGUCGGGUGAAACUAAUAAUGAUCAGGUUUGUCCUUUUGAUCUCCCGAUCCGCGAGACACUAACUGCUGAAUCCCUUUUGGCAUUAGACACAGAAUUGGUUGAGCAUUUGGAAUCUUCCCUCACGUUGUGGGAGGGUAUAUUGAAAGAGGUUGAUGAAGCUUUUGAGCAACAAAAAUGGCGAUUAGAGUUGGAUGAUGAGGCCGCAUGUUGUGCCGAUAGCCCAGAGAUCUGUUAUUCACCGAUGAACAUUGAAAUAGGUGGUGGUGAGAUUGACAUGAAUUCCGGUGCAACGGAAGAAGAGAAAGAUGGGAAUGUUGUGGGUGUUAAUGAUGUGUUCUGGGAACAAUUCUUGACUGAGAAUCCAGGUGGUUCGAACGUGGUGGAGGGUGAUAGCAAAGGAUUGGAUGAAUACGGGAAGUUCUGGUGGAAAAUGAAGAGUGUAAAUAAUCUUGCCGAUCAGCUAGGGCAGCUUACUCCGGCGGAGAGAACAUGAUGGUGGAGGUGAUUGUUGUGUUACCGUGUUGUCAUUUUAGUGGGUGAUUGUAAAUUAUGAGUGAUCUUUUUAGGGUUUUGUACAGAUAAAUUAUCAGGUUUUGAUGAGUUUUAAGUUGGUAAAUUCAGAAAA